Molecule: messenger RNA, 2900 nt
Organism: Coturnix japonica (Japanese quail)
Lineage: Eukaryota; Metazoa; Chordata; Aves; Galliformes; Phasianidae
Source: RefSeq, a predicted model, not a curated record
ACACGCCAAAGGACCCUGCUUUCCUCUCUCUUCCCUCCAGACAGGAAUCCAUCUGCCUGUGUCUCCGCUGUACAUGUAUAUAUGUUUAAGGAAAGGCUUACCAAAUGGGGAAACACCUCUAGAGCCUCUGCUUUAGAACUUAAAGCUUUUAGCUGAAGAAGGGGGAAAAGAACCAGAUGGCCUCAGCCAACACCAAUAAAACAUGUUCCGACAGAAUUCCACAUCUUGACACAUGAACAAAAAAAUGUUCUUUUGGGACAGAGGAUGGAAACUUGCUUUUGGCCGGACACUUGUCUCACACCCCAGUGACUGAAGGCUUUCUGGUUAUAAAGUACAUGCAAAUAAAAACUCCACGCUUCCUCUGAACCGCUCGCUGCUGCCAAGCCCAAGAGAUGAGGAAAAAACCAACGCCUGACUUGUUUUUUCCACGCGGUUUGGAUGAGGAGGGGCCACCCCCGACAGCUUCACAGUCUGCAAAAUGGAGGGCGAGCUCCUGGGAGCUGUAGUCCGGCCGCGUCGCUCUCAAAAUGGCCCCCAACGGGGAAAGCGCAGACAACUACAACUCUCAGGAUGCAAAGCGAGGUGACGCUAACGGGAAGCAGGGUUGUACUUCUGCUUCCUGCACUUCCCCACCUCCACCUUCCUCCGGGCUUGCGCGGCUUUGGGCUGCAGGAGGGUGAGCAGAGCCAGCAGAGCAAGGCCAGGAUGGGAGAGGCUGAUGGAGAACGUGGCAGCCAGAGAGACACGGGCCUGUGUGUGCUGUGCAGUGCCCACGUUGCUGUAAUGAACGUCCUCUCUUCUGUUGUAGAGAAUAAGACUUGGCUUUGUGAAUGUGGAGACUGAGUAACUGUGGUGGAGCCUGUCCUAUUAGGGUGGAAGUGCUGAGAUCUUUGGUGGCUUUAACUGACCCUCAGGAGGGGAAGCUGACUCAGUCUCAGGAGAAAGCAUUAAAGCUGCUGGACAUUUGGAAAACCGUAUUUACAGCCAUUCCUGGGCCUGCGUUAAGGACCUCAGUGGAGUGAUAGCUCAAAGAUGGGAGAUCAGGAUGAUGCUGAACCCUUCCUGGGCACCAGGACUGCCACUGCAGCAGACUACGAAGGAGCUCAGCCCUCUGACGCAGUGUCGCUCAGCGAUUCUGAUUCCGAUGAUUUGGGAUUAGCAGAUGAAGCAGAAGUUGAUACAAUAUCUCCUGAGGAUCCAUCUGUAGAUGAUGGGGAUUACAGACCAGGGGACACUGCUGACCCAUCAGAAAGCAGCGAGAGGUCUCCUGUUCAGCCAUUCCUUCUGAGGGGCAUGAGUUCUACAUUCUCUCUCCGCAGCCAGAGUAUUUUUGAUUGCUUGGAGGAGGCAGCAAAAUUGUCUGUUCCCUCAAUGUCUGAAGAUAAUGUUGUUGAUGGGAGGUUUAAACGUCCCUUACCUCCAACUACCAUGUCAAGUAAUGUAAUACCAGAAAGCCUUGGAAAGCCAACCAGACCAGUGCAGUCUCCCAGAAUGUCUCCAGCAGUGCCUGACUAUGUGGCACACCCAGAGCGCUGGACCAAAUACAGCCUAGAGGGAGUGUCAGAGUCUAGUGACAAGACUAACAGGGCAGUGGCUAUGGAAUUUCUAGAAGGCUUGAAGAAAAGAGGGGAGGAACAAAGCUCAGCUGCCCAAGACAGCUACACCCCAUAUUUCAACCAGGAUCCUUCCAGCUGUGGAGCUGGGAGGAUUGUAUUCACCAAACCUUCAAAAAGGGGUGUUGAUGGAAUAGAAAAGAAAAUAUCGACAGGAGAGGGUGAUAAGAAACAAAUCAAAACAGAUCUGAAAGGAAAAUCUGUAAAGACUGAUGACAUGAGGGAGGAAGAUAAGGUAGAGCUGGGACACUUAGGUGGUGCUGAUAGAAAGGCAACAGAGGAGGAGGGAUGCCUGAUGGUGGAGAACGUGAAUAUGGAAAAUGAGCAUGGUGUGGGUGAAGAGCCAUUGGCAGAAAAAGUUGGAUUCCAUUGCAGCAAGAAGAGAAAUAGAAAAAAUUUCCGACCUAAAAUAGAUGACGAGGGAGAGGAGGAAGAGUCUUGAGUGAUGGAACGAAUCGGAAACAUGCAAGAAUUUCUAUAAUCUUGUUUUGUUAUGUUUUUGGUUUUUUUGUCAGGGACCCAUGUGAUACCAUUUUGUCUAAUGGUUUGCUUUAUAGCCACCCAGACCACUUUCAUUUUUAUAAAUUAAGCUACUAAAAAUACAUUACAGUCUUUUUGUUAGUGAGAACUUUGCAGGCAAAGGAUAGUUGCAGUCUCGCAUGAGAGAAUAAAGCGUGCUUUGUUUGAGCAGCUCCCUGGGGUUUGCAUUGGAGCUCAAGUCAUCAUGAGCACCACAGAAAAAACAAUUACCCCACAUUUAGAGCUUUUCCUAAGUCCUGUAGAAUGUGGGAACAGAGGUGAUGAGCUUAUCAUGCGGAAUUGUUUAAACAAUGAAAAUAAAAACAGGUCUUCCACUAGGUUUGAUUUCUCCCGACCUGUCCUUUUUACAUUCUCUUUGAGAGUACAGCAUGAGGUUUAGAGGGCCCAGGUGGGUGCUGGCAAACCAACUGUUUUUUAAUGUGGUUUCAAAUAUUUAACUCACUGUUACACAAAAAAACCAGGUUAAGAAAAUACCAUUUUUUCCUGCAGAUGGGCACAACUUUGGAAAACAUUCUAGUAAAGACACACUGAAGAUCACUACUGCCAAGUCUCAUCAUGUUGAGUGUAGAUCAGUUAUGCAACAACUUCUCUUAGUACUGUGAUGUGUUGAUUUCUUUUGCCUGCAUAUUUGUUUAGCCUUUCCAGAUGGCCCUGCUUCCACAUUUCUUGGUGUACAUUUGGUGGGAAUCAGGAUGUUUGUAGAACUCGAUGCUUUUUUCCUUGGAAUUCAAUAAACUUUCAGUUGUA